Lacerta agilis (Sand lizard) is the source of this 4246-nucleotide messenger RNA. RefSeq names its product angiomotin like 2 (gene AMOTL2). Gene Ontology annotation, cellular component: bicellular tight junction; cytoplasmic vesicle; plasma membrane. NCBI's taxonomy places the organism in Eukaryota, Metazoa, Chordata, Lepidosauria, Squamata, Lacertidae. Gene Ontology annotation, biological process: hippo signaling; establishment of cell polarity involved in ameboidal cell migration; angiogenesis. The record is from RefSeq and is a predicted model, not a curated record.
ACCCCCCCCGGCUCACUCAGGCGCUGAAGCCAGGAGGAGCGCGCAAGCGGCGGAGGAGGACAUUUGCUGGGGUUGAGCCCUCGCUUCCUGCCCCGCGCUAAGAGCGGGUCCGAACAGUGCCCGCGGUUUAGCCGAAGCCAUUGUGGGGCUGCGAUGGUCCGGAUCAUUUGGCUGGGCCGUCACUGUUAGAUUCCAGGGAUAGUAUCUUCUGCACCUUUGGAAAGCGCUUGUGGGCAGCCAGUUUAGCUAAGAAUGAGGACAGCUGAGGAUUCCUCUGGGACUGUCCUUCACCGCCUCAUCCAGGAGCAGCUGAGGUACGGCAACCUCACAGAGAACCGCACUCUCCUGGCAAUACAGCAGCAGGCGCUGCGUGGAGGAGGAAGCGGUGGUAGCCCACGGUCCUCCCUAGAGAGCCUCACCCAGGAGGAAACCCAGAUGGUCCAGCAGUCCACACGGCAGGAGCCACAGGGCCAGGAGCACCAUGGCGACCACUUCUACCUGGAGAACAAUAUGUACCACCUCUACCAGCCUCAGCACAAGGGAGAGGAGCUACCCACCUACGAGGAGGCGAAAGCGCAUUCUCAGUAUUACGCCUCGCAACGAGGCCAGCAGGUUGGGGCACACGCUGAAGGCGGGCAACGCAGGGCCUACACCUCGGAUGCCAGCAGCCCACACCAGGACGAGUCGCUGAAGGAGCUGAAGCACGGGCAUGUGAGGUCGCUCAGUGAACGGCUCCUGCAGAUGUCGCUUGAGAGGAAUGGAGCCAAAGCUCAGAACCACAUGAGCUCCUCUCACAGCUACCCUCAGCUCUCUAGGCACCACCACCUCUCUGUCCCUAGAGGGAAGCCCUCUGAGGCACCAGAAUGUCGAGGGCCUCCUCCAGAAUACCCCUAUGUCAUCCCUUCUCAGGAGGCACCAGGUGGUUACCUCCCAGACCCCAGGCAUCACUUCAGAGAAGGCCCAGCAUUUCAGCAUCCUGAAAUCAGAGUGAUGCAGGCCCAGAUGCCCCAAGCUUACCUGCCCCACCAACAGGCUGCCCUGUGCCAUAGUCCUCUGGGCUCUCUCACUCCUGCUGGGAUGGAGGCUCUUAUGUCAGCCCAGGCUGCUUCUGCCAAUAGCCACUUGUCCCAAAUGAAAGCCAUGUUGAUGGACAACGAGACGUUGCUGAGAGAGAACGAGAAGCUUCGCAGGGAAAACGAGAUGCUGCGGAGGGAAGUGGAAAACUACGGUGAAAAAGCCAGCUGCAUACAGAAGCUGGAAACAGAGAUUCAGCGAAUUUCAGAAGACUAUGAAAACCUAAUGAAGGCAUCUUCUAAGCGAGAGGCAUUGGAGAAGGCAAUGAGAAACAAGAAGGAUGGAGAGAUGCGGCGGUUGCAGGACUUCAACCGGGAUCUGAAAGAGAGGUUGGAAUCUGCAAACAAGCAGCUGGCCAGCCGGGCACAGGAAAACCAAGAAGGGAACCAAGGGACUAUGGCAAAACUUAUUGCCCAAAAUUAUGAGCACCAGCAGGAAAGGGAGAAGCUAGAGCAGGAGGUUGCACGGCUGCACAGCGCAAACGAUGACCAACGCCGGCGUGCAGAGCUGCUGGAACAGGCUCUGAGCAGUGCCCAGGCUCGGGCCGCCAAAACGGAGGACGAGCUGAGGAAGAAACGGGCAUAUGUGGAGAAAGUGGAGAGGCUGCAGCAGGCACUGGGCCAGCUCCAAGCUGCCUGCGAAAAACGCGAGCAGCUGGAACUGCGUCUCCGCACCCGGUUGGAGCAGGAGCUGAAGAUGCUGCGGGCUCAGCAGAGACAGAUGGGAGCCCCUAGUGGAGCAUCACCCGAGCUGAGCCCCCACGUGCUCUCUGAGCAGCUGAGAGAAAGAGAAGAGAAGAUCUUGGCCCUGGAGGCUGAUAUGACCAAGUGGGAGCAAAAGUACUUGGAAGAGUGCACCAUGAGGCAGUUUGCCAUGGAUGCCGCCGCCACGGCAGCCGCACAGCGGGACACCACCAUCAUCAACCACUCUCCACGCCACUCGCCCAACAGCAGCUUUGACGAGGACCUGCUGCUGGCAAACCACAAACAUCAGGAGAUGGAGAACAGGUUGAAAGUACUUCAUGCGCAAAUACUCGAGAAGGAUGCUGUCAUCAAAGUCUUACAGCAGCGCUCUCGCAAGGACCCUAGCAAGGCUAAUCAGAUCCUGCGGCCUGCCAAAUCUGUGCCUGCCAUCUUUGCCGCCUCUGGUACCCAGUAUUGGCCAGGUGCCUCUGUCAGCGAAAGUGGUUCCCGAGGGAGUCCAGCACCCAAAGCCUCGGCAGAAGCAGCCACCACAUCAGCUUGUGUCCCUCAUGCCUUCCAUGCCAAACAUGGCAGCAAAGAUGGGAGUACGCAGACAGAAGGCUUACCCGAGGGAACUCAAUGUGAUGAACCCCAGCUUGAAAGCAGCGCCAGUGCAGCAAAUUCCCUAGAGAUUUUGCCAGCUGCUACUGUGGACUUGUCGGACAUGGUGGAGAUUCUCAUCUGAGGAACUGGGGAGUGGGAAUCCUCCCAAGCACAUGACCAAUCUUGCCACUCCUUAGCAGAUUGCUGCCUUAUCAGGGGACAGUAACAAACCAAGAGAGCAAGGACCGAAGGAAGCCUUCAGUGGAUUAGAUGGCGUGCGGCGUGCAGGGAAAAAGACUUUUCAAGAGGGACUUGGAGAAAAACCCCACGCCGAUCCUUUGAUUUUUUUCAGGCACAUGCUGUGGCAGUAGCCUCUCUGUUUGGGUUGUGAGCAUUCGUGGUUGCCCAGGCAAGGUCUCUCCCUUCCACCAGUGGACUGAGCAGCAGCUGCAGUGCCAUCAAUUGAGGCCAGUCCUUGCACAGAUGCAACUGCUCCAUUGACUUUCUUAGCCACUGGCGUUCCCAAGAGAUGGGAAGGCAACGGCGAAGCCAAGUGGGACACUCGUGCUGCCUGGGUAUGGCCCAACAGAGUGCAGGGCAGCAGCGGGUGUGGGGCAUGCUGGGGUUUGGCACCAAACGGGUUGAUACUCCUGAAUCACUGGGCUCCUGGCAGUACCUGGACCUGAAGUGUAAACAAAGAGUGUUUGUCUGGUGCUUGGUGUGGCUAGAACCGAAUUCCUUGCACCUUCUCUCCCACCCCCCCGUCCACUUUUCAGAAAGACUGCUGCCGAUACUGGGGAUUGCUAGCAGUGUGUUCCCAUUGCCUGGGAGAUAGCACAUGGCCUGUCACAGGUACUGGGGAAAGAGGAAUAGAGGAGAUGGGUCCCAUCUCUCUCUCUAUUUUUUGUAAAUAACUUAUGUAAGAACAAGCCCAAAUAGUAGUCAAGAUUUCAGCCACCGCUCCUCUGUUUGGCUCUUCCUGUCCCCUUUAUGCAGUGGAUCUGCUUGAUCUCUCUCUUUGCUCCACAUCACUUAAAAUAGUUUCCCCCCCCCUUGUUUGUUUUCAGAAUUUCUUCAGUGUUUGCUUUUUCUUUUCCCCCAUUUCAUAUCCUGUUUGUCCGGAGUUAAAUAUCCGCCUUCAGAGUCCUUCAGAUUCCAUUUCCUUUGAAGCAAUUUCCCAUGAUGCUUCAGACUGGAAUUCCCCUGCUCUUUGUUUGAACAGCAGCCACAAGCAAGUGCUUCUGUUCCUGGAUUGCUGUUUCCAAACUGUUUUUUUUUAAAAGGCAGAGGCAUCCCAUGUGGUAGAAUCAGCACAGCUGUAUUGGGAUGAAUGGCCCUGAUCCCCAGUUGUAUAAAACUGGUGCCAUUCCCAUCAGCAGAGAAUGCCAUGUGGUUGAAAGCAGGAUCGUGGUUUGGGCCUCUCACUGAUCUGAGCGAUGCUGAGUUGCAGGCGAAAAUCAUUUAGAAAUGAAUUGGAACUAUUUCAAGAGUACGGUGUAGUAUGUGUGUGGGGGGUUUGUGCUUGGAGCCUUGGUGUGUUUAUGAAGUGGAGAAUGUGGCCAGCAGCUAGUAGCAGUUUUCUAAAAGAGAAAAAAGGGCAUUUGUGGGAAUGAUGUGAGUGAAAUAUGCAGAUUCUUGUGUCACGAAUGUGCCUUUAAGAAAUAGUUCUGGACAAGGACUGAUUACUGGUAUAUCAUUUCUCUAGAACCACUCCAGAAUCUGCAGUACCAUGCAGGAGCCUUUUACACUCCCCGCCUACUGACAGCUGGCUUCUGGCGGUAGUCAGUGGCAAUAUUCACCAAACUUUGGUGCUUUCUUGAUUCUGCCUUCACACCUUUGUCUCUGCUAAACGUGUGCAUUUGCUGGGCAACUGCAUUUUUUUUAAA